GCUCCACACAUUUAGUGACGUUUUUCACAAGAUUUCCUCACGUUGUAGCAAUUUAAUAACAUUUUGGUCACGAAAUCAGCCUUUUGUUACUGCAGACUAUAAAUUCUAUACCAGCAAUAGACAUUGUAUACGUUUUAUCUGUUUUUAAAAAUGGCCAUUCGUGCACAGUUUGAAGGAAACAAUGAAAUAGGAGUUUUUGCCAAACUCACCAAUAACUAUUGUCUUGUUGGAAUUGGUGGGUCCGAAAAUUUUUAUAGGUGAGUGACAGCGAGCGAGUUAGUUCACUUACUAAGGACUUAAGUACUAAGUAUUAGAAGUAGGGAGUCAAACAUUUUAUAUUAAGAUAGUUAUAACAGAGUACUGCUAAGUACCCUAUUUAUUAGACAUAAAUAUGCCAUCGGGAGAGUGUAAUGCAUCCUACUGCCUUAGCCAGGACUAAGUUUGGGCAUGGGCUGCACCAACACUGUUGUCGUUGUGACCAAUGUUCCCCUUUAAGCUGUGCGACCGCGCAGCUAUCUUACAGAUGCUGCGCUACAGUUUUGAGUGUCCGCGCAGCAAAUUUCCAUGUUAGUGUGUGUUUAUGUUUGUGGCCUGUAAAAUUUGUCACACAAAAAUUGAUGCUGUUAAACUUUGCACACAGCUGUAUGAUUUUGCACACGAACCAGAAAACCUUAGAGGGAACAUUGGUUGUGACCCUAUUCAAGGCUAUUCUCUUGUUUACAUAUUGCUGAUACUUUAUAACUUUAUAUUUUUCAUUAAUAUAUGCUUACAUAAUGAAUUUAAAUAAUUUGUUUAAUUUUAAUGAUUAAUGACAUGAAUGAGGCAUGAUUCUUGUUAUUAUUAUUUGAUUUUGAUGAUCUUGUUUUAUACUUAACUUGUACUUAUAACAACUUAUAGGCUUAUAUUAUAGUAUACUUAUAAGUUUUAUAGGCUAUGUUAAAGAAGUGUCUACACGUCCGGCGCGCCGGACAAAUAGUGCGCGAGAUAUAUGUCCGGCGGCAUGUCACGUGACCGCCGGACGGCUAGUAGUUGUUAUUAUUCUGAACGAUGUGCAAUUAGGCAGAUAUUGUGUGAUCUUGUGGUAGAGUGGUCGCUUGACGUUAUUAUCAUUUGAGGAUUAAUACCUGGUAUAGGAUUGUUUGUUUUUUCCAAUUUUAAUUUAAAAUAUUUUAUACUAUAUUUAUAGUAUCAUGUUCAUCAGCAAUAGUAGUUUCAUGAGAAGUUUUUAAAUAUCUUGUAGCAAUUGAAACAAUUUAAAAUGAAAUCUUUUACUUUUAUUAGUUGUCUACUCCACUGGCCCCUAAUUUAUUUUAUUCGAUUACUGCUACAAAAACUCAAAUAACAAACUAAACAAAAAUGUUUACAAGCCACUUUCACUUAAGUUUUUUUCUAUUAUUUGCAUUCAAGAUACUCAGUACAUUACUUGGUAGAGAAAUAGAUUUUAAAAUUAACAAUAGUUUUGAAUCAUUCGCAUUCACAUGACAAGGCUGACUGACAAGAUAUCUCUCGCCACUUUGUUACAGCGGUCAUGUGACUUGGUCGCCGGACAAAUAGUGCGGGAGAUAUAUGUCUUGCGCGCCGGACGUGUAGACACUGCCAUAAAAUAAUAUGAGAACUUAUUCAACAUAAUACAACUAACAAGAUCAUGUGAAAUAAUUUAGUUAGAAUAGUCCACUGUGAGCAGUGUGGAGGAUGAGUGAAUAGUAAAAUUAUGAACCAAUGACAAAAAAAGUUCUUCAUUCACUCAGACUUAAUUAAUUUAUUUCAUUGAAAACCAGUGCAUACAUUUUGACCUUGUUUUACCUUUAUGCAAAUAUGACCUUAUUUGCUAAAGGUAAAAAAAAAAUUAAAUUGGGCAAGGUGCAAAAUUGAGCAUUGCACCUCUCCCAGAUGUGCAGGAACUGUGGGUAGACGAUGCCUUGUCCCUUUCCCUUGCAUAAUUUAUGUUGCGAGUUUGUUUGCAUAUUUUUUAAUGGAAAAUGUGUAAAAUAAUAUUUUUAUCCAAUAUUGUUCUACAGUGUCUUUGAAGGAGAGAUAGGAGACACUAUCCCUGUCGUCCAUGCAAGUAUAGCGGGAUGCAGAGUAAUAGGAAGAAUGUGUGUUGGUAUGUCAAACAAGGUGGCUCCUCAUAUCUAAAAGUCAUUAUCAACAAUGCAGAGUAAAAUUUGUGAUUUAUUUAUGAUAUUUUUAGAUUGCUUCAAUAUUGAUCGGAAUGCAUUAAUGUUGUAAGAUAUUUUUAAAAACUCCUUUAUUAUUUUUAAGUGUACAAAAACGCAAUGUGCUUCUAAAAUCUCUUGUUUUUGCUGAAAGUAUGAAGAUCAUGAAUUAAUGCAAAUAUUUUUAUUUUAAGAAAGGGAGGUGAAUAUUGUACUUAUCAUUUAUUUUGACAAUGUUCCAGGUAACCGCCAUGGACUUCUGGUCCCUAAUACUACAACAGAUCAAGAACUACAGCACAUACGAAAUGCAUUGCCAGAUACAGUAAAAAUAUACAGAGCUGAAGAGAAACUGUCUGCACUUGGAAAUGUCAUUGCGUGUAAUGAUUAUGUUGCAUUAGUCCACCCUGACUUGGAUAGGGUAAAGCAGAUGUUAACACUAUUUUUUUUCUCUCUCUUUAUUUGAAUAUGAUUCAGAUGAUUCACCUUUUCUUCCAUUUGAGUUAGAUUACAUGUUGUACAAAAAUUAUGAAUAAUUGCGUGUCGUGAAAAAAUUCUGUUUCCAAAAUAUGCAUUGAUAAUGAGUGUGCUUUAAGUCCUACUAGUAGUAAUGAGGUGUGAGGCUUAGUGUUACGGCAGGAUUAAAAAGAUAAUUUAUUUGAUGGUCAUAAUAAAGAGAUAAAUUAUUAAAUUCUGAUUUGAAUGCUUGUUAAAUGGGCAGUCAUUCCAGUUGAAAAUAUUAAAUCUGGUCAUAGCUGAAUCUGUUAUUGACUUUGUGAUGAAAAGCUUGAAAAUCUGAGCUUUGUAAAUUAUUAUAUUGAAUUAAAAAUUGUAUAGAAUAUAUGUUAAGACUAAUGUUUACUUUGUUAACACCAUUAAUAUUAAAUAACUUGUUUCUCAAUAUUAUGCCAGCAAUCAAUAUCUAACUGGAAUUACAUUUUUUUAUUUCAGGAAACAGAAGAUCUCUUGGUUGACACACUUAAUGUUGAAGUAUUUCGUCACACAGUAGCAAACAAUGUUCUAGUUGGAAGUUAUGCAGUGUUCAGUAACCAAGGAGGAAUGGUAAUAUAUGUCUUAGAUUGUAUAACAACGUUUAACUUGCUUUAUUUGUCUUGGUUUUCCUUUCUAAUAUUGGGUUAUGCCUUUCUAUUAGCGUGUCACAGCAUAGCAAUCAGCAUAACUAACUAUAAUAAAAAAUAAUUUAAAAAAUCAGUUUUGGCUAUGUCUGCAAAGCAACCAGUAUAGCACCACCACUUUGUCUGUGCCUGCAGAGCAUCUACUUUAUAGCAAAAUAAAAUAAGUAAAACAGAGUAGGGUUAACCUGAAAAAAUAAACACAACAAAACAGCGCAACAAAACAAUAUUGCUGCCCACAGAUACUACUUACCAGCUAAGUGCUAUUUUUUAUUUUUAUACCGUUUUUUCUGUUGUUUUGUUCGCUGACGAAGGCUUUCUGCCGACACGUUCGCUGUUUUGUUACGUUUAUUUUUUUCAGGUUUAACCCUACUCUGUUUUACUCAUGUUAUUUUGUACUAACCUGAUUACAGUCUCUCCCCUUAUUACCCACUUUAUAGCACUAUGACUUUGUCAUUUUAAAAUAGAGUAAAUUGCAAAUUAAAUGAUGAAAUGGAGAGUCAGUUUGUUGAAACAUGUUAAUAGUAAAUAUUAUGCCAACAUGGGAAUGUUAUUUACAAGUUGCACCUUGUGGGGAGAAACAAGGGUUGUCCAGUGUGAGGUACAAGUAGAGUGAUAUAUGAGGGUGGUCUAGUGUGAUAGACAUAUCAUAUAGGCAAAUAAAUAUUUUAGCUGAUAUCCUUAACUUGAAAAUAAUGCUUUCGAUUUAUAGGUUCCACCCAAAACAUCAGUGGAAGAUUUGGAUGAGCUGUCAUCUUUGCUUCAAGUCCCCUUAGUGGUGAGUUAUCUCCCUUUGUUGCAUCCAGUCAAGUGUUGACAGGGGCAGCUAAAUAAGUCUCAUUUAUUUAAACCUGUUUCAAAAGCCAACAGUCAAUUAUUAUGUCAUUAUUAUCAUGUUUGGGGAAGACGCCUAUGACCAGAGAUUUCCAUGCAUCCAGAUUUCUGGACAAUUACGUUGCUUCCCAUAACAUUCAUUUCUCUUGGAACCAGCUUAUCUAAUUGAAAGAUAUUUGCGUAAUAUUAUCUUCACUGAUGAGUGUAUAUCUUUCUUAGUUAAUUGUGUUGAUUGUUUCUUUGAUUUAAUCUAUCUGUGAAUUUCUUAGACAACAUUUUUUGUGUUGACAGCUUGUUUUGUUGUCAGUUUUCUUAACCCGUGAACUGUUAUAAUGGCUUAUAAUCAGGGGUUAUCGCCGUGGUGUUCUUUAGUGUUACGGCUGAUGUAAUCGGCUUAUAAUCAGGGGUUAAGGCAGUGGUGUUCUAUGGUAUUACGGCUGAUGUAUUCGGCCCCUUCUAACAUUAAUAUUAUACAUGUGAACCAGACGUUAUAGUUUCAAGGGGGAUAGCUCAGGUAAACAUUUCAUUGGUGCAUAUUUUUUAAAAUAUCCGAGUUUAAAGUUUUUAGACAUUUUUUGUUAAAACUAUAUCUUUCGACUCAGAGGUUGGCCCUGCAAAGCAAAGCCUAAUGUUUGUAUUAUUUCUUCAUCAAAAUGAGUCUGAUAAGGUUUUUUUGGCAUUUCUCAUGGUUGUGAUAUUAACCAUAGUGCAGCUAGCUUGCUGAUCAGUUCAAGUUGUUAUAAUGGAAGUAGGGUAAAAAUUUAUUUAAUAGGCAUUAUAGAAAGAAAUAUGGGAGUCAUCUUCGAGCCUUUGGGGAUGAAGAGUGUUUUUGAAAUAAACUUUAUUAUUAUUAUCUAUGGAAUAUUUUUAUUUUUUAACUUCUCUAAACCCAAAUAAAUAUGUGCUCAAAAGUGAAAGAAAAAUGUUUUGUGUCUAAAAAACUUGUUAGAUGCUAAGAAGAAUCCCACAGUCAGUGGAGAUGUUAGUUGAAGAAAAAUAAAUAGUUGCACAAUUGCACUCACUUUUGAAAGUCAAGGUCAUAUUCAUUUUACAUAUAGGUAGCUGACAUAAUUCCAACACUCAUACCAUUUUAUUCCUUGUCCAAUUUACUCUCUGGGUAUCUGUACUCAUUAUGCGUCUAUGGAUUGAUGUUCUAUUAGUUUUGGGUAUUUUGGUGCUACAUGUCAAAGUUCGGGUGUUAAAUAAUAGCCUCAUUAUUGUUACCCAAGAGUUAUUGGUAAAACAUUGUAUUUGUUUGAUUUCAACAUGCAACAAAUAUUUUAUUAUAAUUUUAAACAGAGCUUCUUGUAAACUCAAUGUGUAAUCUCAUAUUGUAGUGUGUCAUAGUAGUCCUUUGUAUUUUAUUUUAAAAUGAGAUAUUUAAUUAAUUUAUUAAAUCAAACUAACUCAAAUCAAGCCAAUAUGAAAGAAUUGUUAAAAAAUUUUAAAAAACAAAGCAAGUAGUGUGAUGAACUUACGAUAGUCCAGUCUAAGAGACAUAUGUAUGGAUCAUAUUUAGUUAUUGUUCACAGAGCAUUUAUCAAAUUCAUAUUUAAAAAUUCAUUAAAUUACAAAGUGAUUAUUGGAGGACAAUUUAUAUUAAAGUUCAUAGGCAGUGAUUGAGCUGCUGGCGGAUGGCAUAGUGGUCAGUUAUUGGAAACCGGUAUCUGAUAUUUUAUGUCAGAUGGCCUAGUGGUCAGUUAUUGGUAUCUCAUAUUUUAUGUCAGAUGGCCUAGUGGUCAGUUAUUGGUAUCUCAUAUUUUAUGUCAGAUGGCCCAGUGUUCAGUUAUUGGUAUCUCAUAUUUUAUCUCAGAUGGCCUAGUGGUCAGCUAUUGGUAUCUCAUAUUUUAUCUCAGAUGGCCUAGUGGUCAGUUAUUGGUAUCUCAUAUUUUAUCUCAGAUGGCCUAGUGGUCAGUUAUUGGUAUCUCAUAUUUUAUGUCAGAUGGCCCAGUGGUCAGCUAUUGGUAUCUCAUAUUUUAUCUCAGAUGGCUUAGUGGUCAGCUAUUGGUAUCUCAUAUUUGAUCUCAGGCAGGAACUGUGAACAGAGGCAGUGAAGUCCUGGCAGCAGGUUUAGUUGUCAAUGAUUGGAUGGCAGUGUGUGGCCAUGACACAACAUCAACAGAAGUUUCAGUUAUGGAAAGCAUUUUUAAACUCAGUGACCACGAACCAUCACAGAUACAAACCCAGAUGAGAGAUUCUUUAGUUGAUACGUAAGUAUGGUAGAUACACACCCAGAUGAGAGAUUCUUUAGUUGAUACGUAAGUAUGGUAGAUACAAACCCAGAUGAGAGAUUCUUUAGUUGAUACGUAAGUAUGGUAGAUACACACCCAGAUGAGAGAUUCUUUAGUUGAUACGUAAGUAUGGUAGAUACAAACCCAGAUGAGAGAUUCUUUAGUUGAUACGUAAGUAUGGUAGAUACAAACCCAGAUGAGAGAUUCUUUAGUUGAUACGUAAGUAUGGUAGAUACAAACCCAGAUGAGAGAUUCUUUAGUUGAUACGUAAGUAUGGUAGAUACAAACCCAGAUGAGAGAUUCUUUAGUUGAUACGUAAGUAUGGUAGAUACAAACCCAGAUGAGAGAUUCUUUAGUUGAUACGUAAGUAUGGUAGAUACAAACUCAGAUGAGAGAUUCUUUAGUUGAUACGUAAGUAUGGUAGAUACAAACCCAGAUGAGAGAUUCUUUAGUUUAGUAAAUAGAUGAGAGAUUAUUUAGUUGAUAUGUAAUUAGUUACAAUCCCAGAUGAGAGAUUUUUUAGUUUACAGAUGAGAGUUUGUUUAGUUAACCCUUUACAGUCCAAGCCUAUUCAGCCUUUUCUACUUCCAGCGCCCAAGCAAGGGAACAUAACUCCACUUUAAAUGAAGGUUCUUUAUCUAAUUAAUUUACAGAAAUAAACUAGGAGCGAAUAAAUAAAGUUAAAAAUACCUAAACACAAAUAAAUGAUUUAAGCAAAAGUUGCUUGCACUCGUGUCAAGCUUCUCCAAUGCCUGCAAAGAAUUUGGUCUGCAAAUCAGCUUGAAAAAGACAAACAUCAUGGCCAAAGACACUCGACCUCCACCUAACAUAAAAAUCGAUAAUGAAAACUUGGAGGUUGUGGACAGCUUCACCUACUUGGGGUCCAAGGUCUCCAAUACACUGUCCAUUGAAGAAGAAAUCAACAGCAGAAUCGGCAAGGCAGCUGCCACAAUGGCUAAACUAAAUAAACGGGUCUGGCAAAACACCAAGCUAACGGAGAAAACCAAACUGUGCGUCUACCGAGCUUGUGUCUUCAGUACACUACUAUACGGGAGCGAGACAUGGACCACAUAUACAUCCCAAGAGCGCAAGCUUAAUAGCUUCCAUAUGAGAUGCCUGCGUCGCAUCCUUGGUAUUAAAUGGCAAGAAAAAAAUAAAAUGAUUUAAGCAAAAGUUGCUUGCACCUAGUUUCGGGGACCCUCCCACUUUGAUUUGUGAAAAAUUCCCAGACCAUUCAUGAUCUUGCUGAUCAGUUGGAGUGGAAUUGUGGUAGGUCCGUUGUCCUCGAUGUCUACUAUUACUAUUAUCUUCCUCACUUGAAUCACUAUCACUAGUAGCGUCAUUUAAAGGAAUGUCUCUAUCAGAUUGUUCACUAACGCUGCUAGAUUCAUGUAAUGGUAAAGCUUCAUUAGGCCUAAGUUCUUUCAAAACUUUAUAAAAUGUUUACAGCGAAAAAAAUCACAUCUUUUUAAAAAAAAUCGUAGAAAAUAAGCCCCUAAACACAGCCCGUUCAAAUUAGUAUAAAAAUAAAUGCAGACAACAAGGCUUCCUUUCGGUAGAACUAUAAAUAGUAAUGCGCAAUGGAAGAGCUGAGCAAAGCUAUUGAUAGCCUAGCUUGUGGAAAAGCGCCUGGGGAUGAUGGAAUACCACCAGAGGCUCUAAAGAGUGGUAAGAUAGCUUUACUCCAACCAUUGCACGAGAUUCUGUCCCUCUGCUGGGAACAGGGCUACAUCCCCCAAGACCUAAAGGAUGCAAAUAUAGUGACACUAUAUAAAAACAAAGGUGAUAGGAGUGAUUGCAAUAAUUAUCGCGGCAUUUCACUCCUUAGUAUUGUAGGAAAGGCCUUUGCCCGUGUCAUACUAACACGUUUACAGAGUCUAGCAUCCCGUGUCUAUCCAGAAUCUCAGUGCGGUUUCCGGUCUGGGCGGUCUACCAUAGACAUGGUGUUCUCCAUACGACAGCUCCAGGAAAAAUGCAGAGAGCAGCAGAUGCCACUGUACAUUGCCUUUGUGGACCUUACAAAAGCCUUUGAUUACGUCAGUCGCAACGGGCUAUUCAAAAUACUGGCAAAAAUCGGCUGUCCCCCUCACAUACUUGCCAUCAUCAGAGAGUUCCAUGAAAAUAUGCAGGGUACAGUGCAGUUCGAUGGAGCCAAGUCAGAAGCCUUUCCAGUCAGCAGCGGAGUUAAACAAGGUUGUGUACUCGCACCAACACUGUUCGCAAUAUUCUUCUCUGUACUACUUCGAUACGCAUUCAAGGAUAGCAGUGAGGGAAUCUGGUUACACACCAGAGCUGAUGGAGGACUUUUCAACACUGCCCGCCUCCGAGCCAAGACCAAAACGACAGAUGUUCUAAUUCGCGAGCUACUAUUUGCGGAUGAUGCGGCACUAACAGCACACACAGAAAUUGGUUUGCAAUUCAUCUUUCCUAAAUGAAUGCCUAUAGGAUAGGGUUCUACUAUAUAUUAAUUUUGCAUUGAUCAUUUUCAAAGACUGUGGAAGAAUAUUGGGGAGUUGUUUGCAGGCUAAAUGUUUAGACAAUAGUUAUCUACUAUUUUUUGGGUGUCCAUAAAUCAACUGUUGAACAGCAAAUCACAUACAUUUUUUCUUGUAUAUUUUCAAGGCCCACGGUCAAUGUAUUGACCAUUCACUUACAUGGUGGAUACACUUUUUGGUCAAUUCAUAAAACAAAAUAAAAGCAUAGGGCUCAAGCAUAAAAUUACCUGUAAAAAUCACAUGAGAUACUUACAUUGGAGCUUCGAUGCCGAACUGAAUGACAUUGAUGGCCAGAGUCCUGGUUUAAUGUUAGCUCAAAAUCACACAAAGAACAUGCCAGGCAUUCAGAUUCCAAGAGUUAAUAUUUCCAGUGCUAAAAUGGCUCGAUUUUUAAAAAAAAAAAUUCGGGAUUCCAUUUUAUCUGAGUUCUUGGGUGUUUGUAUUCCAAAGCCCCACUGUAGUUUGGCAAUGGCUAUGUGCGUAAAACAUUACACUGAAAACAUUUGGCCAGUGGAAAGCCUAACACAGGCAUAUCUCACUUGAAGGCAUUGACCAAUUGCUCAGUCAAAUUUGGGACUGCUAAACUAGCUAGAGAUUUAAAUAUGUUAACUGAAGUGGAAAUUUACAUCCAAAAUUAGGCCAGUUACAAUGGUAAACUGUACUUGGAACCAGUAUAAAAAAAAUGUCCCAGUAGCACUUAAGCUUUAUAGUCUCGGCAUAAAUGUUUCGAUUGAUUCUGUUCAAUAGAGCUUAUUGGCAUUAUCCUAUUAUUUUAUUUUUUUUUGCUUUCUUUUUCUCCCAUAUUUUUGUGUUGUUGUUUUUUUUAAUGACAGACAUAUUUAUUUUUAUAAAAUAUCCUUUCAUUUCAGGUUGUCGUAAGAAGUUUGUGCAUAUGCAAAUUAAAAAGUGAUGACAGGUGGUUUAUAAAGGAAAAAUCAAUCCAUUUUGUAAUGCAUUUGACAACUGAAAGUUGUAUGUUAUAUGACAAGUGAAAGUUGUAUUAUAGAAAUAAAAAAGAGAAAAUAUAACCUAAUUACUCAGUAAUAUGUUUUCAAAUGUAUUUUAAAAGUGACACAAUUUUUCAAAAAAAAUUUAAUCUGAAACUUGAAGCUAUCAUUCCCUUAUUGACUUCAAUAAUUUUGUUCUAUGACCCCAUGACCUCAUCAGUCAUGGUGCAAUGGUGAGCAAGAUAUAAUGUAAUGCAGGUGAAAGUCUGUUGAUAAUAAGAAUAAGAUUGUCCAUAUCAGAUGGAAUACAAGAGUCAGCCAUGUUUUAAAAUGUUCAACUUUAAAGUGACAGAAUGCGAACAUCUUCAUGGACACUUCAAGUUAAGAGAUCUAAACUGGCCUAGUAGUUAAUUUUACCAAACAAUUUUAUUGAAACUCUAACACUACAGCUCAAGUCUUUUUUUUUUUUGUGCACCUGGCUGAUAAAUGAACAAGUUGUGGAUGCUACUUGCCGUGCCCCAAUUUGUCUAGUGCAUUUACUCCAGUAUUUCAAUGUCACUGUUAUAAACAGAUAGUGCAUUUCUAAAAAAUUUAAUAUUGUUGCUCAUUUGGAAAUUAUUAUUUUUAUUCCUCUCUUGUUUUUUUUCUUGCAACAUCAUUUGAAUAAAUGUACAAAUUACUACAAAUAGUUCAUGAACUUGGUAUGCUUUUGUUUAUUGUCUGGUAGAAGCUUGUAUGUUGUAACUUUGAAACUUUCUAUUUGUUAUCUGUAUGUGUAUUUCUUGCCUGUAUUUGUAUCUGUGUUUGUAUUUAUCCCUUUGAUGAAAUGUUGAAAUCAACCAAUUUUUAAAGGGUACAGAGUGUAAUGAUAAGUUUGACAGAAAGAAGGUUUAAAUUAUUGGAAUUACUUCCAAAGCUUUGAAGUAGAUUGUAAUGCAAACUGUCUGAUGUUAUCCAGUGACCUCUUUGUGUAAAAAUAUAGUAGCCCCUUCACCAUGGGGUAAAUUAAGAAGUUACUCUGUAACGAGUUAUAAUUGGUCAGUUAUUAGUAUCGUAUUUAACUCUUAACUUGGAAAUAGCAACAAACAAAAAUUACCCUGCUGUUAUUGUAUUUAUUCAGGGGAAUGUUAAUUGAAUGCAUUGAUGAUCAUAGUGGGUGCCACAAAAUAAUUCUGGCAUCCAUACGUCACAAUGUGAUGCUAUGUUAUAAGCUCCGCAGGAUGAACUCACAAGGCCUAGGGUUUUUUCUUUAGGGAGGAUACGCUGGUCCUCUAAGACUCGUCGCACAUGAUAAGCCAAGGGAACAUCACAUGUGGAUGAUACUAUACUAUGUUAGUAUUUUGAAGGGUUAGGGUCGACCUUUCAGGGUCGAUGGAUAAAUUAAGGGGUGAUUAUUAUUUAAUUACUUUUUAAAUUAAUAUUCUCCAGUUGUUGUGCACCGUAUUUAUAAUCAGUGGUCUUGGAUGGUUUUAAUAAAUUUUGUAAUAAACUCUUGUAGUGUGUAACAG
Lymnaea stagnalis (great pond snail) is the source of this 11301-nucleotide messenger RNA. Lineage: Eukaryota; Metazoa; Mollusca; Gastropoda; Lymnaeidae. The record is from the annotation of a GenBank genome assembly.